AUGAAGCAGCUUCUCUCCCCAACUCUUCUUCUGUUGAUCCUCUUCCUCCUCUGCACUACAACUUAUGGUCAGUCUUUGGCACCGGCUGCAGCACCUUCAGGUCCCACCGAUAUCGAUGUAAUUCUCGGAAAGGCCGGUAAAUUUACCACCUUCAUUGGGCUACUAAAGAGCACCCAGAUGGAUUCCCAAAUCAACAGUGAACUUCAGAAAAAAUCCAACCCUGGCUUCACCAUAUUUGCGCCAACCGAUAGUGCCUUUGCAGACCUCAAAACAGGUACUCUGAACUCAUACACUGACGAGCAGAAGGCCGCACUGACAAAAUUCCACGUACUACAUUCUUUCCUUACUAUCUCACAGUUCCAAACCGUGAGCAACCCGCUGCACACAGAGGCAGCUGCUAAUACUGAGGAGUUUCCACUGAAUGUGAUAGGCAACGGAACUCAGGUGAACAUCACAACAGGGCUUGUGAAUACAACAGUGGACAGCACAGUAUACAGUGAUGGUCAGCUUGCUGUAUAUGAGAUCAGCCAGGUGCUCCUUGCGCAAGGUAUCCUCAGACCUCAAGCACCAGCACCAGCUCCUCUACCUGCAAAGCCUAAGAAGGCUACUCCUCUUAAUUCACAUGCUCCUUCAACGUCCACCACCGUUUCUGUUGAUUCUUCUGGUGCGACGGGCACCCUCCACUAUGCACCACUUGUUGUAUCGAUCGGAGUGGCUGUUAUUACCCUUAUGCAUCUGAACUGA
Messenger RNA from Vitis vinifera (wine grape), 744 nucleotides. Its product is annotated as fasciclin-like arabinogalactan protein 11. The record is from RefSeq and is a predicted model, not a curated record. The transcript has 2 exons. NCBI's taxonomy places the organism in Eukaryota, Viridiplantae, Streptophyta, Magnoliopsida, Vitales, Vitaceae. The coding region runs from base 1 to 744 and encodes 247 amino acids.